UUACAGGAAUUUUGGAAAGAUUCUAUACGAUUUCUAACACUGUCUAUAGUUCUGAUAUUGUUGUUGAUUACUUCCAUCGUCUUCUUACCUCUUCAGGAUGUGUUCGAGAGAUGUUCAUGGAUAAUUUCUUUCAUUGUCUGGUUCUACUUGGUAGUGACAAUAUCCAUAUUCUCGUUCAGUAAAGAAUUGCGUACCUGUUCGGAUAACCUUAUUCCGGUUUUCUUUACCGUCUUUGUUAUCAACACCAUGCUUCCUCUACCUAUAAUUGUGGCGGCAUUAACUGGUGUACUUACAGCCAUUUCCCAAGUGGUUUUAGAAGCAGCUCUGGCUAAUUCAGACACGGAAUAUCUAGCACAGCAGGUUUCGGCUAACGUAAUAUUUCUCACUGCAUCAUCAUUAGUUGGAUAUUUCUAUCGUCGGAUGACUGAUGAGACUCACGAAAGAACGUUUGCCGGGACCAGAAGUUGCAUCGAAUCUCGAAUUAAAUUAGAGUACGAAAAGGAACAACAGGAACAGUUAUUGUUAAGCGUCAUUCCGGCUUACAUUGCUGCUGAAGUCAAGCGAAGCAUCAUGCUGAAAAUGGCGGAUGCUUGCCAAUCUGCCACUACUCAAUCAAAGCAACGUUUCCAUGAGUUAUACGUUCAAAGACAUAACAAUGUUAGUAUAUUAUAUGCUGAUAUCGUUAACUUCACUCCUUUGUCGGAACAGUUGAGUGCUUCCGAUUUAGUGCAGACUUUGAAUGAAUUAUUUGGAAGAUUCGAUCAAAUUGCACAGGAUAAUCAUUGUAUGAGAAUUAAAAUUUUGGGUGACUGUUAUUAUUGUGUUUCUGGACUACCCGUUUCCAGGCCAAAUCAUGCAUCUAAUUGCGUCAGAAUGGGUCUAGCGAUGAUUAAAGCCAUCAGAGUGGUGCGUGAAGCCACCGAUGUUAAUGUCGACAUGAGGAUUGGAGUUCAUACCGGCGAUGUAUUGUGCGGUGUAUUGGGUCUUCGAAAAUGGCAAUUUGAUGUAUGGUCUGACGACGUCACCCUAGCUAACCAUAUGGAAUCUGGAGGAGUUCCUGGUCGUGUUCACAUUACUAAAGCUACCUUAGAGCAAUUGGAUGAUCGCUUCGAAAUUGAACCGGGAGAAGGACAUCUGAGAGAUCAAUAUUUGUCUGAUCAUCAAAUAGAAACUUAUCUCAUUGUUCCACCGAAAGAAGAUGAAGAUAAAGAACCGAGUCUUCAAAAGAAGGGUAGCUGUAGAGCUCGAUCUUCUUCAAAAAUGAAUAAAUGUAUGGAAGGUUGGGGUGCAGAUAAACCUUUUGCCAACAUUUCCGAAACGACUUUAGCUAAAAACAUACGCUUAACUAGUCUGGCAUUGAUUGAGACGAAUCUACUACCUGGAUCGAGUUCGCUACUCAGUUGCAGACAGUGCAAGCCUGCGGAUGGCCUAACUACAAUUCUGCUCCGAUUUAGAACAAAUGAUUUAGAAUCUCAAUAUCACAAUCAACACGAUUUACAAUUUUCUUGGUACAUGGGAUGCUCCUGUGUUUUGUUUGUUUGUAGUACAAUUAUUCAGUUAUUAUUAUAUCCUAUCACUUUAACGUUAAUAGGAGUUCUAUUGUCUACGUUAAUAAUUAUUGGAAUGCUUACGACAGCAAGUUGGAUAUCUCGUAAACAGAAUUCCACUCAUCACAAUCAUAAUCAAGAUUGUCCCACGGAUGUUAGUACUAGUAUCGUAUUGAGAAUUAUUUUUUUCUUAAUUACCAAUUCUGUGGUGUUUGCAGCGUGUUCUGUUAACGUGAUAACCUGUGGUAGAGCUAGUACUUUACCUGUGGCAUAUUUAAGUAAUAGUAGCAAUAUAACUAUUCAUCCUUAUCAUUUUUCACACGGUCAUUUAUUUCCAGCGGUUUUAUCGUUAAUCGGUGUGUCGAUUUUCUUAAAAAUGUGGUUUCUUCUCAAACUGGUAGUCAUGGUCAUUGGAUUAAUAGUUUUCUCUGUCAUUUACACUGUAGUCCGUCCCGAUCUUCUAUCGAGACCCUUAGAAAUGAAUGGAUCGGAAUCCAUCGAUAUGCCUCUUUCGGUAUAUAUUAUAUUAUCGUUAAUCAUUUUCUUAAUUCUCUUACAUGUUCUUGAUAGACAGACCGAAGCUACUGCCAGGGCAGACUUUUUAUGGAGGAGUAAAUUACGGGUGGAACAAGAUGAUGUGGAAACUAUGGGAAGCAUAAAUAAAAUACUUUUGGAAAAUAUCCUACCAGCUCAUGUUGCUAAACACUUUUUAAACAAUAAUAGAAAAAGUGAGGAAUUAUAUCACGAAAGAUAUUGUAGCGUGGCAGUUAUGUUCGCUUCCAUACCAAAUUAUAAAGAAUUUUAUGAUGAAAACGAUAUUAAUAAACAAGGCUUGGAGUGUUUAAGGUUAUUGAAUGAAAUCAUAUGCGAUUUUGAUAAGGUAACCGAAGAUACGGCAAAUACAUUAAUGAAAUAUAAUUACGACUGCGAAUGUCGUGGAUCUAUCUAUGUAAAGGGGAAAGGAAAUUUAACCACUUAUUUUGUUAGGACAGCGUACGAUAAAACAGACGAAUCUAUUAGUAGGUUAUAAAAUAAGAAUUCGAGGUAUUUUAUUUUAUUGUAUAAGUGUAUUUUUUUUUGGCCAAUUGUCAAUUUAUUAACAAUAAUAUUCUAACGUACACUGUAUGAUUUAUAGAAGUAAAAUAGUGUUAAUUGAUGUUGUGUUUUAAACAUUGGAAAAAAGAGUUUUGCUAUGGAAAAAUUACCAUUAUGUUUUUAAUAUUUAUAUGCAAACUAUUUUUUAUUUGUUAAAUAAUUU
This is a messenger RNA of Centruroides sculpturatus (bark scorpion), 2805 nucleotides long. Its product is annotated as adenylate cyclase type 2-like. Gene Ontology annotation, biological process: adenylate cyclase-inhibiting G protein-coupled receptor signaling pathway; cAMP biosynthetic process; adenylate cyclase-activating G protein-coupled receptor signaling pathway. Gene Ontology annotation, molecular function: adenylate cyclase activity. The annotation marks the transcript as partial. The transcript is spliced from 18 exons. The record is from RefSeq and is a predicted model, not a curated record. Lineage: Eukaryota; Metazoa; Arthropoda; Arachnida; Scorpiones; Buthidae.